Molecule: messenger RNA, 1497 nt
Organism: Mycena citricolor
Lineage: Eukaryota; Fungi; Basidiomycota; Agaricomycetes; Agaricales; Mycenaceae
Source: the annotation of a GenBank genome assembly
AUGGGGAAUGGUACCGCGGCCCAGAGGGCAAGAGCCGGCCUCGCUCGAGCCGCCAAAGCCAUCAAGCGACGAGUGCUCGAGCUUGCGGCAGCGACGGAUCGUGGCGAAUGCCUGUGGGAUGGAACGGUCAAUAAUGACGCCACUCUCGAUGUCGACCACGUACCUGUCCUCCUGGACAUCGAGGACGAGGAUGACGCCCUGGAGGAAUCGACACUGGAGCCUGUAUCGAACCCGCCGGAAGACACAGAGGACGACGAUAUUGUGGAGCUGCUCCCGCACGAGACGUUGGAGAUGAUUGAGAGCGACAAGAAGGGCGAGGAUGGCGGGAUGAGGGAGAGGAAUGUCAAUGAGGUGCUGAAAAAGAGGGCGUCCGACAUGAGUGCGAAGGAGUGGAAGAAGGUCGAGAAGAACCGGGCAUUGGGAUACAAUGGGCAGUCGAGGAGCUGGACCAACGAGACGAUUCGGAAGGCUCGCAAGCAGGAAGAGGAGGACGCAAAGACACGGAACAGCGCGCCCGCGAAGAUGAUGCGACAAUUCUUCGCACCUCGUCCCAAGCCCCCUGUGCCUGAACCAGAACCCACACCCGUUCCCUCGGACUCACGCCCCACAUCUCCAAUCUUCGUGUACGAUUCGGAUGUAUCGGAUCUGGUGGAAUAUGACGGUGUUAUCUGCUCAACAGUUGGUUGGCUCAAGGAUGCGUCUCAAACACUCGAGUAUGGAAAGAAUUAUGAAGGCUAUUGGAAUGGGGAGCUGUUCAUUAAACAAAUCAUCGAAAAGAUUAUUCCUGCUUUCGAAGCCGCCCAUGGUCCUGGACAUCAGAUGCUGUUCAUGAUUGAUAACUCGCAAGGCCAUUCAGCAUAUGCCGAGGAUGCGCUGGUUGUCAACCGCAUGAAUCUCAAUCCGGGCGGUAAACAGGCACUGAUGCGUCCGGGCUGGUUCAUCAAAGAUGGCCGCACCGUCUCCCAGCCGAUGGUGUUCGAACCGGGUCAUGCGUCAGCUGGAAAGGCGAAGGGUAUGAAAGCGGUGCUUCAAGAACGCGGUCUUUGGAACCCAUCAUUGAAGAUGCGAUGCAAAGAUUCCUGCCUCACAAAGUCCUGUUGCGCGCAUUCUGUGCUUACCCAUGAGCCAGAUUUCCAGCAGCAACGAUCCCUUGUUCAAGAAACCAUCGAGAACGCCAGGCAUCUCUGCAUUAUACUUCCCAAGUAUCAUUGCGAGUUGAAUUUCAUUGAAUUCUUCUGGGGAGCAGUCAAGCGAUACCUCCGUGACAACUGUGAUUACAGUUUCGACACCCUGCGCGCAAAUAUGCCGAAGGCUCUCGAAAGUGUCAAGUUAUCGACAAUCCGCAAGUGGGAGCAUCGGACCUUCCGUUGGCUGGAAGCUUAUUCCGUUGGUUUGGACGCGAAGGAUGCUCAAAAGCGAGUGAAGGAGUUCUCUUCUCAUCGAUACAAGUCACACCGUCGCGUUCCCGAGUCCCUCGCGGCUCAGUUUGACGAGUAA